CACAUGUCUUUAUCAGAGGUCUGCAGCACUAAUCCUCUUAAACUCCAGUCAGCAGAGGCGGAGCUGCAGCUCGCUCUGCUCUGCACUCCCCUGGCCGCUCACUGACUGUGGGUGAGACGAGGCUUCUCGGGUCGCAGCGGGGGAGACGAGACUUCACACACCGCAAUGUGCGAAAUGUUGCGUUGGCCGUAGACGAGCUGCGUCGGUCGGUGCGGUCGCAGGAGGCGGCGGCAGAUGCGGCUCUUGCCAUGACUUGUUCCGGGAAGCGGAGCGUUCAGGCGGCGUUGAUCCUCGUGUGUGUCGCCCAGCUGACUGCAGGCCUGAAGUGUGUGUGUCAGCUCUGCGCCAACCACACCUGCGAGACGACCUCAGACGGCGCCUGCUGGAACUCGGUGAUGUUGAUUGACGGGACGGAGGAGACGGUGAAGUCCUGUCUGUCGCCCAUUGAGAUGAAGGGCCAGGUCUUCUGCUACAGCUCCCGCAACGUCUCCAAGAGGAACUGCUGCUUCACUGAUUUCUGCAACAAUGAGACUCUGCACCUACACACAGAGAGGCCUUUGGAAGAACCUGAAAGCUGGAGCAGGCUGCAGCUCUCGGUGGUGAUCCUGGUGCCGUCCUGCCUGCUGUGUGUGGGGGUCCUUCUCUGUGUGUUCAUCGUGCAGGGCCACUACUGUGCCUACAGUCGAGCCCGCAAGCAGGACCCCGAGGAGCCCCUGGAUGACCAGAUGAUCAUGUCAGCUGACAAAUGUCUCCAAGAUCUGAUCUACGACAUGAGCACCUCGGGCUCUGGAUCAGGUCUGCCACUGCUGGUGCAAAGAACCAUAGCUCGGACCAUCGUGCUGCAGGAGACUAUUGGGAAGGGUCGAUUCGGUGAGGUGUGGAGGGGCAAGUGGCGAGGAGAGGAUGUGGCGGUGAAGAUCUUCUCCACCAGGGACGAGAGGUCCUGGUUUCGUGAGGCAGAAAUUUAUCAGACCAUCUUGCUCAGACAUGAGAACAUCCUGGGAUUCAUUGCUGCAGACAGCAAAGACAACGGCCUGUGGACUCAGCUCUGGCUGGUGUCGGAGUACCACGAGCACGGCUCCCUGUAUGAUUACCUGAACAGGUACACGGUGUCGAUGGAGGGCAUGGUCGUCCUGGCGUUAUCAAUAGCCAGUGGGCUGGCACACCUCCACAUGGAAAUCAUUGGCACGCAGGGGAAACCUGCCAUCGCUCACAGAGACCUCAAGUCCAAAAAUGUCCUGGUGAAGAACAACGGCACAGCGGUCAUCGCAGAUUUGGGUAUGGCGGUCAAACACGACUCCAACACCAACACCAUCGACAUACCGCCCAACCACAGAGUGGGAACGAAAAGGUACAUGGCUCCAGAAAUUCUGGACGAGACGAUCAAUAUGAGCAACUUUGAAUCGUUCAAGCGAGCGGACAUCUACUCACUCGGCCUGGUGUUCUGGGAACUGGCCCGAAGAUGCUCUGUUAGGGGACUUAAUGAAGAUUUCCAGCUGCCUUAUUACGACCUUGUGCCUUCAGAUCCGGCCGUCGAGGACAUGAGGAAGGUGGUGUGUGAUCAGAAGCUCAGACCCAGCAUUCCCAACCAGUGGCAGAGCUGUGAGGCGAUGCGUGUGAUGGGCAAAGUGAUGAGAGAAUGCUGGUACGCCAACUCCGCCGCUCGACUCACUGCGCUGCGGGUCAAGAAAACCGUGUCCCAGCUGUCCAUCAUCAAGGAUGUCAAAGAAUAGCUAGGAUUUGUGCAACAAGAGGAACAGGGAGAAACUGUCCUCUCUCUAUCAGCCUGAUGCUGCCCUCUUCAGGAUGCAACCACACUGUUCACCCUCAGAGAGCCUCAGGUUGUCUUUGGUGCCAAAGUCUUGUAGGAAGUGUCUGAGGCUGCUCUGCACACAGACACUUAAAACCACCUAUCUGAACCAAACAGCUCAACCCUAGGUAGGAAGAGCCAUUUGAAAUGAAAGUAUGUUUAAUGUAUAUAUACAUAUUAUGUUGCUACCUCACACAUUUAAGUUGCCAAAGCUUGAAGUUGCACAUUGUGAUGUUUUGUUUUUUUGUGCCAUAUCUUGUAGCAAACACAGUGUUGCUGAGUAGUUAGUGUGCGAACUGACAAUCACAAAGGACACUGGAUUAUAGAGGAAAUCCCUGACUGGCUCUGACUAGUUAGAUUAGGUAAAUUACACACAUACCAGUACUAUUGUACAUGAAUGGUUUUGUUGAGAGCUCCAGAAUGGCUGCAGGAAUACAGUGGAGCAUUUACAAGUGGAAUAAGUCUUUUAGCUGAAUAUAUACAAGGAUUUUAUUGUUUUUAACUGUGAUCUAGUGCUGAUUAUUGAUUGUUUGCCAUUCACCGUGACUUUGUAAACGUCGGUCCAGUAGUCUGUUGGUCCAAACACCUCCACAACUACUUGAACAACCUUUGAUUCGACGUUUAUAUUCCCCUGAAGAUGAACUUUGUAUUCUCAGACUUUUCAUCUUGCGCCAAGAGAUAAAGAGAGUACAGUUGAGGUUAACAGAGAAUGUCAACUAAUGAAAGGAGAUUGUAUUGACACAACAAUUUUUUCUGGCACCACCCUCAGGCUGAACUCUUGUGUUUGACUGACUCGUAGUAACGAUGUUAGGACUGUCGAGGUGUCUCCACGUUGUAAAAGCCUCAUGAGACAACUAGUACUGUAAUAAUGUAAGUGCUGUUUAAUAUAAAAAAAGUUAAAGCAACACUAUGUCACUUUAACUGAGCAACAGCGCCCUCUGCAGUGGUUUUCCUGUACAGAAAAAACAAAGUUAAGCCUGAACUGGAACACAACCGAACAGUGGAUAUUACCCACGAUCCUCGGCUUACUGAUCUUUAAGCGCUGCUGCUGUAAAUACUACACCAAACUGUUUAGAAUUCUUCAAGUUUUAAGUUUCCUGGCUGAAUAUCAUUGCUCUUUUAUAUAAUGAAUGUCAGUUAGUUACACACUUCUCACAGGAGAUUGCACCAGCUCAUCAAAGUUACAUAGAGCAAGAUCCGACGUUCAGGGUGAGGAGUGGGAGUGAGAGUGACAUCAUUCUCUCUAAUCCACAUAAGCGUGCCAUCAGCAUAAUUUGAAUCUGCUAUUUUAGUGUAAAUGUAGCAUAGUGCUGCUUUAUCUAGGAACUUGUGAAAAGAAUUUUGCACAUUUAACAGUUUCAGUUGCUGCAAAGAGCUGCUCUCUGAAGGCUGAAUGCUGGGUUUUUUGGUUAAACUAAAGCUCAUUCAUUAAUGUGUAAAUGUGUGUUGUUCUCGCAAAUAUAUUUUUUUACCCUUGAAAUAUUUUUUAAAUUGUAAAAUUUAAACAACCUUGUUUUCACUUAAGAAAUUCAGACAAACUACUACAUUUUAAAUGUUAUACUAUGAGCCUGAUGCAAUUUUACAGCGGAUUUCCUGUAAUACCGCAUGAUGAAGACAACACAAACGAGAUAAACCAAUGAUAAUAAAAUAAUAACUAGAAUGGAAGUGCACCAUCAGUCCACUUAUGUUUAAUUCAUUAGAUCCAGAUUUUUAAUUAGAUCAGCAACAAAUUGCACACACUCAGAAAUAUCAGUCCCCUAAACACAU
This is a messenger RNA of Paralichthys olivaceus (Japanese flounder), 3577 nucleotides long. RefSeq names its product activin receptor type-1C. The record is from RefSeq and is a predicted model, not a curated record. Gene Ontology annotation, biological process: cellular response to growth factor stimulus; activin receptor signaling pathway; nervous system development. NCBI's taxonomy places the organism in Eukaryota, Metazoa, Chordata, Actinopteri, Pleuronectiformes, Paralichthyidae. Gene Ontology annotation, molecular function: ATP binding; activin receptor activity, type I. Gene Ontology annotation, cellular component: activin receptor complex; plasma membrane.